This is a messenger RNA of Chelmon rostratus (copperband butterflyfish), 2429 nucleotides long. RefSeq lists its product as uncharacterized. Gene Ontology annotation, molecular function: DNA binding. The transcript is spliced from 2 exons. The coding region runs from base 111 to 2015 and encodes 634 amino acids. The record is from RefSeq and is a predicted model, not a curated record. Lineage: Eukaryota; Metazoa; Chordata; Actinopteri; Chaetodontiformes; Chaetodontidae.
GGAUUUCUCUACCGCCAUCGUUACAUUACGUGUAAUCACGAUUACUAAAUCUGAUUACGAUACUUUUAUCAUAUUCUAAGACGUCAACAACAGCAGAGAUAGCGUCCGAAAUGGAUGUGGAUCACCAUGAGCCCGGAGGCGAGACUAAAUCGGCCAUGCAUACUUGGCGUUACCGCCACCAUUUCACGUACAAGGCAGAUCAAGGGAAAAAUAUCAUCGUCCAGUGUAAUCUAUGUCUGCCGAGGGUUAACCUGCUCUCCACGUCGAAAACCUCUACAUCAAACCUAAAGAAGCAUUUAGACAGAACACAUUUGGGCUGUGAGGCCAGGCCUGAUGCCAAGAGGGGAAGGAAGAAAGAGGAGCACAACGGUGAAGAGAGCAGGCACUGCCAACUCAAAAAACUUAAAGCGGAAAUCAUCUCCAAGUGCAUGACCCAAGCAAAGACUGACGACCUUAUUUUCAACUUCAUUGUGGAGGAUUGCCAGUCAUUUUACGUGCUAGAGCAACCUGGCUUCAGGAAGCUGAUCGCAGGCUUGACUGAGGGGCUCAAGUCCAUGGACAGGGUGACCUUGUUUACAAAGGUGGAUCAGGGUUUCUCCAGGAUGCGGGAAGAGCUGAUGGCAAAGCUGAGCGGCAUCCAGUACGUGUGCACCACGGCUGACAUCUGGACGGCCAACAACAGAAGCUUCUUCGGGAUGACCUGUCACUGGAUCGACACAGACUCUCUAGAGAGGAAGUCCGCCGCCCUGGGCUUCGCGAGGCUGCAGGGCCGGAUCACAUACGACACCAUUGCUGGACGGAUACACGACAUCCACGUGGCGUACAAUAUCGAAAGCAAAGUUCAGACCACGGUCACUGAUAACGGCAGCCCCUUUGUGAGCGUGUUCAAGGAGUUUGCUGUGGACACCACGGAAAGCGACGACGACAUCGGCUUCUAUGAGAACGUGAGCGCCGUCCUGGAGGGCGAGCCGGAGCAGGACAUGCUGCUGUUUCUGCCCACAGUGCAGCGCUGUGCAUCACACACCCUGGAGCUGAUUGUCACUGAGGACUUCUGGCAGGCGGUGUCGCAGGGGCCCAUGUGCCAGCUACAUUACAGUGCAAUGGCCAAGGUGUACGCCAUAUGGAGCAAAUGCCACCAUCUCCAAGUCGGCAUGGAUGCGGCGGAGGAGAUAGGAAAGAUGGCGCUCGUUGUCCCCGCCGUCAUACGCUGGAAUGUGGAAUACUGUGCGGUGCAGAAGAUCGUCUCUCUCACAGAGCGGGAGCUGACCGAGCUGUGCGCCCGCCUGGAGGUCCCACGCAUGCAGCCCGAGGAGAUGGCCUUCCUGAAGGAGUACGUGACUGUGUUCCACCCGCUGGCGUUUGCACUUGAACUUUUCCAAGCAGAGCAGAAAUGUUACUUGGGGCUGGUCAUCCCAACCGUACUCAGUCUGAAGAACAAGUUGAGCGAGCAGAAAGAUGCGGCAAAUUACUUUGCUGAUGUCAUCAACGCCAUCGUAGUGGCGAUUGACGUGCGGUUCCAGGAGCUGUUCGCCAGCACGGAGGCGAAGAUUGCCACAGCGACGACUCCUCAGUUUCGCUUGUGGUGGACUGCUGCCUCUGAGAGGGAGGAGAUGUGCACCCUGCUGGCCACAGAGGCGUCCCAGGUGGAUCCCUGUAACGUGACGGAGACGAACCCCAGCCGCAACUUGUCCACCAUCGAAUCCGAAGACGACUUCUUCAGCUACGGGCCCGUCAAGCCCGCCAUCCAGAUCCAGCAACGGGGGGUGAUGGAGGAGAUCCGCAAGUACGUGGAAGGAACGGGGAAGAGCCUCGAGUGCCUGCAGGACUUCCCCAGGGUGAAGCAGCUUUUCCUAAAAUACAACACCACCUUGCCGUCCACAGCCCCCGUCCAGCGUCUGUUCAGUCAGAAAGGCAACCUGGUCACCUCACAGAGAAACUUUCUGACUGACGACUACUUCGAACGCAUUCAGCUUCUGAGAUACAACAGCAACGUGUGCACUUUGAUCACUGAGUGAACGCACUCCCGGUGGCGACUCUCUCACUCUCUCUCACAGCCUUUUAAUUGAUGCAGAAUCAAACCAUAUUGUGCUAAAAUCAUUGCAGAAAAAACCCUGAGUAAUAUCUCGUUUCAGACAAUUUAGCCCAGAUGUGUUUUCUGUUUUCUAAUAUUCCUCCUGUUUUGAUAGCAUAUAUCUUCCACUCCUGAAUGGCCUAAUGAAAAAAUCGAAUUGACAAUCAUGGACAAUGGCAUUCACGGACUGAAUAUACUGACAAAAGCAUCUUUCUAUCUGUGCUAUUUGUUGUGAUUUGAAGUAGCCACAGGGUUAAACAGAAGUGAUUUUGUCUUUCAGUUAAGAUAAGUCUGUUUUUUCUACAGCUCUUCAAUGAGAAUGCAUCUCCUGUCUGUAUGUUUUAUAUCAUAUAUAAAG